AUGUCUCAGAGCAGGGAUGUCUCUCUCGGAGGUCAGUGGCCAGAGAACGGCUGCGCGGCGGGCGGCGGCGGCGGCGCGGAGGGCGGCGGCGUGGCGCUGAAGCGCAACAUCACGCUGCUGAACGGCGUGGCCAUCAUCGUGGGCACCAUCAUCGGCUCGGGCAUCUUCGUGACGCCCACGGGCGUGCUGAUGGAGGCCGGCUCGCCGGGGCUGUCGCUGGCCGUGUGGGCGGCCUGCGGCGUCUUCUCCAUCGUGGGCGCGCUCUGCUACGCCGAGCUGGGCACCACCAUCUCCAAGUCGGGCGGCGACUACGCCUACAUGCUGGAGGUGUACGGCUCGCUGCCCGCCUUCCUCAAGCUCUGGAUCGAGCUGCUCAUCAUCCGGCCCUCGUCGCAGUACAUCGUGGCCUUCGUCUUCGCCACCUACCUGCUCAAGCCGUUCUUCCCCACCUGCCCGGUGCCGCUGCCGGCCGCCAAGCUCGUCGCCUGCCUCUGCGUCCUGCUGCUGACGGCGGUGAAUUGCUACAGCGUGAAGGCUGCCACCCGCGUGCAGGACGCCUUUGCGGCCGCGAAGCUCCUGGCCCUCGCCCUCAUCAUCACGCUUGGCUUCAUACAGCUGGGGAGAUGUGAAGUGCCAAAUCUGAGCCUUGAAAAUUCCUUCGAUGGCACGAAGACAGAGGUCGGGAAUAUUGUCCUGGCCUUGUACAGCGGUCUCUUCGCUUAUGGCGGCUGGAAUUACUUGAAUUUUGUCACAGAGGAGAUGAUUAAUCCUUACAGAAACCUGCCUCUGGCAAUAAUCAUUUCUCUGCCCAUCGUGACCUUGGUUUACGUCUUGACCAAUCUGGCUUACUUCACAACGCUCUCGGUGGACGAGAUGCUGAACUCCGAAGCCGUCGCUGUGGACUUUGGGAACUACCACCUGGGCGUCAUGGCCUGGAUCAUCCCUGUCUUUGUCGGCCUGUCGUGCUUCGGUUCGGUCAACGGCUCGCUUUUCACCUCCUCUCGGCUUUUCUUUGUGGGUGCCCGCGAAGGUCACCUUCCCUCAGUUCUGUCCAUGAUCCAUCCCCGGCUCCUCACUCCCGUGCCUUCGCUCAUCUUCACGUGCACGAUGACGCUCCUCUACGCCUUCUCCAACGACAUCUUCUCCGUGAUCAACUUCUUCAGCUUUUUCAACUGGCUCUGUGUGGCCCUGGCCAUCAUCGGCAUGCUGUGGCUGCGAUACAAGCACCCGGAGCUGGAGCGGCCCAUCAAGGUGAAUCUCCUUCUGCCCAUCUUCUUCAUCCUCGCCUGUAUCUUCCUCAUCGUCGUCUCCUUCUGGAUGACUCCUGUAGAGUGUGCGAUUGGGUUUGCCAUCAUUCUCAGCGGGAUCCCGGUUUACUAUUUUGGUGUCUGGUGGGAAAACAAGCCGAAGUGGCUUCUUCAGGGCAUAUACUCCAUAACAGUUCUGUGUCAGAAAUUGAUGGAGGCUGUCCCACAGGAGUCCUAAAGACAAGAAAAUCGUCAGCCUUUGGUUCAAGCCAACGCACAAGAUUAUUUUAAAAACACAUGUACAUCUGAUUCCUCCUUUAAAAAAAAGUCGACUCCCGGCACUUAGUGGAGAGCACUCCCUAGAAUCCGGAUGGCUGCACGGCUCGCCCCGCCCCGUACCUUGCUUCCUUCCCUCACUCAAGCCAAGCAGCUGACAAGAUGCAGGAGGAGACGACAUCCGGGUGCAAAAGAAAUUCAGGAAGAGAAGCUCCUGCUGGGAACCUCUGAGGCCCCAAUAAACCCACCUGCAGCGAAGCUGAUAGACAUUUGUUUGCAGGUGCAAGUACGGAUCGGAGACCUCAUCCUCUUCCCAAUUGCGCAUCUUUCCUUAGUUUACCGGCUUCAUGUGCUCAUCCUGGAUUGCUUUACAUGCAGAAAACCAACUUGCCAAGGCGCACCGGCACCCCACCACUUCUUCCCACGUCUGCAGAAUUGGCAGCACGCAGCGUGGCUGAUCCAUUCGGCAAUGCAGGGUCUCCUCGGGAAAGGGGUUCUCCCAACCCUACACUCCUCCGCACAACCAGACUGGGCCUGCAGAAACACACACAAGCAAACAAACAUUGGUGCUGUUGUCCCGUCGCGAAUGUGCAGAAAUUCGACACGUUCCACUCCUGGGAUGUGGCUGUCCCACCCUGGACCUUUUUUUUUUUUAAGUAUUUUUGUUGUGUAUUUUUUAGGGCUUUGUUUUUUAAACUCCCCUCCCCUUCAGACUCCCACGUUGUUUCUGUGUUGUAUCGACUUAGAACGAGCAUUUAUAUGUUGUCCUGUUUGUGAUGUCACGAUUCUCCUGCGCAAAGCACAGCACUGUUUUGGGUGCUGUGUGAAAGCCUCCGCCAGUAGACUUGCUUCAAAUCCACACAACGUGUCCCGGGAGGUUUCCGCAGUAGCUCCUGAUGGCAAACGCGGGCCCCUGGCAUUGCAGCCGAAGGCGGAAGUCCUGCUUGAGUCGGGUUACCUGGCUUCGGCUUUCGGCCACCCAGGAGACCAGCUGAGCUAACCAGCCCCGUGGUUAUGCCAAUUCCUUUCCUUCUUAUGCACACAAUGUGGGCAUUGUUGUGGGUUGUCCGUGUGCUCUUGUGGGGUGGGAAGCGACUGUUCCGUGUGACGAGGGCUUGGAGGAUGAAGAUGUGGAAGGCCUGGGAUCAUUGCUCCUGGGCACCUUGAGGGACCUGGCUCUAGUCGGGCGCACGGAGGGUCCAGCGCAGCCUUGGUGACGCAGCAGUUGGCACUUGUGAGCUCCAGUUAAGAGGCCCAGCCUGCAUGCUGCAGUCAUUUUGCUCCCGCUCCUGCUUCAGUGCACCCACCCCAUGCUCCUCCAGCGCGUUCGACUACAGCUCCCAUCAUUCCCAGACAGGCUGGGAAUCUUAGGAACCCUGAGUCGAGCACAGCUGGAGGGUGCCGAGCUUGCAAAGACGUUUAGGACUUCCUGCAGCAAAAGACGGGACCAAGUCACUUGGAAGGCUUGUGUAGUUCUAGGAAUCCCUUUGUGCCAUUUUGGCGUUUGAUUUUCUUUUUGCCUGUGGGAACAGACUGUCUGGACUGUCAUCCUCUAGAUUUUGUUGAAAGAGUUUGUUAAUUAAAACAUUGCUGCUGGGGGUGCUGCUUCCCAGGCCAUGGAACUCGUUAGCUCAUCUCAGUUUCCGAGAUGUGGGGGAGCUCGUGAUUUUCUUACCUCAGCAGAGGAAAUUCAUUGUGAUGUCACUCCAUUUAUGGGGAGGGGGUCUUUAAAAAAUAGGUAGGCUGUUAGGCCACCUGGCUAUUGAGGGGGAAGCUGUAAGAGAGUAAACCUUCCAUCUUGGAAGGAGAAGCAUCGGCCUUCAGUGUAUCCGUAUUUUGUCUGGCUUCUAUCAGUGACGUAUUCAGCUUUGGAGAAAAGUUGCUACUUGGGUUGGCGCUGGCAUCGUAGGAGAAAAGAUUCCACUCGCUGUCCCAGUGCACCAUGGUCCUGAUAUAUUCCCUAGCAAACAUUUAGUGCGGUAUUUUUGUGCUUUGCUUUGCUUUGCUUUUAAGAUGCACAAUUUCGUUUGGCACACGUCGUGUCAGAUGUACUUAGACUGCACACUUUCAACAUUUUGAAGGGUCGUGGAUUUCCCACUCCCAAGCAACCCUGAGCAGUCGCCAUGUGGGAGCAGUUCUUGGAGCCCUUCGGCAGAGAUCUUGGCCUCUUCACGAAACUCCAGCCUGCAGCAGUUUGGGGCAGCAGAGAGGAAAUCAAGGGAGUGGAAGCGAAUUUAAAUUUUGAGCGCAGUCCCAUCAUGGGGAUAAUUUUCACACACUCUAUAAAAACCAGUGACAACCAGGAGGAUCCCUAUUAUCUUCUUCACUCAAGAAGGAGACAGAGACCCAGCCCGUCAGCCCUUCUUUUCUGGUUUCUACCAUUCCAUUACAAAAGGAGCGGAAAAAACCUGAAUGUUUAAAUUAACCCAAGAUGCCCCGAACACGAAUCAGCGUGCCAGUGUCUUGGUGCGAUGGUUUUCUUGUUUGGAAUGGCCAUCCAAUGACCCUGGGGGAGGGGAAUUACAUCUUUUUAGUCAUGGUGGCCAGCAUAGGAGAAUGCCCAAAGAAUCGGGGAGCUCUUUGCUGUAAAGACAGGUGUAUCUAACACAUCCCACUGGUAGCACCUAAGAGUAUCUCUCUGCCUGUCUUGAGGUAGUGUCAGGUUGGUCUGAACCUGGGGCGGGGAGCCAAAAUCCAGCGUGGCACUGGGGAGAUUGGGGAGACCCGCUUCCAGUCCCCGCUCAGGUGUGCGUCCGCCAGGUGUUCCUGGGCGUGGUUGCCACAGAUGGCACCUGUGCCUGCGCAGCACCCAUUUUCAGGAAGGCUCUCCGCUCGAAGGGUUUUUGGCGGGAAAUCCGCUCCCCUUUCCCCGUCCAGACGGACGACUCCCGCCAGCCUGCUUUCGACCGCCGCUCACUCUGCCUCAGAGUCUCUUCACAAAAGUUCUCUCACAAUUUGUUUAUCUUUAAAACUUUUCUUGUAGUUUUAUCCUGAAUACUAUCUAAGGGUCAGGCACAACUUCACGACUAACAGCAGCAGCACUGUCUCCUCAGGACCCUGUUUUUACCUCACAAACUACCUUUCCCCUGCCCUCACAAAUGACCCCACCAAAACAAAAGAACAUUAAAAAAAACCCACUUUUGUCUCCCUCACCCCAUUUUCCCUGCGUUUCUUCGAGGGCGCAGUGUGCAGCCUUCCGAAAGGGCACGCGGUGAGCGAAAAUGGCGCCUGCCGGCCCUCGUUCGCUCUGCCGGCCGGCCCUUCCCUCCAGGCUCGCAAGAACCGGGGAAAUCGCCUCAGAAAGCUGCUGUGGACCCAGCUUAGGUGGCGAUGAGACUCGCCUCCCUUGCAGGGUUGUUGUGAUGAAAAAGUCAAAGGGGGAGCUUUGUGAACUCCUGGGGGUCCCUUGCAAGAGCAAGAAAAGGGGGGUGUAAAUGCAGUGUACUAUGGCUACUGCUAACACUCAGGGUGAGGCAGGGGAGCCCCCUGGGCCAUGUGGGUCAGGGAGCAUGUGAGUGCAGCCUGACGCCAAGGAGGCAUGGCGGUGCCCCUGGGAAUUUGGUUCCUGGCUGCUCCAGAGGGAAAUCUCCUCUACUCCCCCCACACAUUUCCCCCCUCUGGGGAGAGGGCCCCAGUCCAAUUCCCUGGCUCCUGUGGGAAGGAGGAGCGGGGAGUGAUGGGAUUCCUUUGGUCCCCCCUCCAUCACUGGGACCGCAUGGCUGGCUGGGGAUGCUGGGAGUCUGGGUUGGCCCACAGGCCAGAUUUGGGCUAGCCUAGGGUGUAAGCUCCAGGCUUCCACCUAUUUUCCGACAUGCUCCAGAGCAACAAGUCUUUUUUCCUAGCUGAUUGUAUUAUAUUAACUUGUACGGUGGGGUGUUUGUGUGUGUGGGGGGGGGGGCUGUUUUUCUUUCUCGUAGAGCUUUGUACAUAAGGAUUUUGAAAUAUGGUAACUCUUCUCCCAAAUGGGUGAAGUAAUCUCGUUAAAGCAGAACAGCAGGCAUUUGUGGCCUUUUCUCUCUUGUGGUGCCAAGAACGGCGGGGUCUAAUAACUGGGGCGCCACAGACGCCGGGCACGAUCACAGGGUGUAUUCCUAAUUCUUCAUGACCGCCAUGAGUUGUUUAUGGCACGCCGCGGAUGAUUGUGUCCCAAAUGUUCCAUCCACUUUCAGUGUUGCGAAACAGCUUCUGUCUUCGUGUUGUUCUCAAAGUAUUAACUUCGGGAGAACUAGUUGCCAUUACGUUUUCAAUUUCCAAAUGGCGUGGCUGUCAGAAAUGUUGAUGCCUGUGAUAGAUUGCCCUUUCAGAGGAGUAUUUGUGUUUUUUUACAACAUUCCUUAUUACCUGCGGCGUGUUGAUCCUACAUGCAUGUUGGAGGAAAGCUACUUGCUACUGACGUACAGUGCAAACACCCCGUUGAAAAAUUGGGAACAGGCGCAUAACAUAAAAUCAAGAUCAUGGGAAGAGCUUUUCUGACGAGCAAGCUUUUGUGUUUUAUUCCCCCUUCCAUCCUUCACUGAAAAUUCAGUGUUUCAUCUGGACUUACUCAUUGAGUAGUCUCACUGAAAUCAGUGGAAGUUACAUUAGCCAUGAGAAACUAAAGACCUGGCUGAUUUCAGAGAGUAUUCAAGUCUGUGGCCAACCCUCAAGUUUGAGAAAAAAUGCCCACCCAAACUCAGUGUCUGGGUUUGCUCCAGAGACACUGGAUGAGUUGUGCAGAUGGAUGUGGGACCUCCCCACCAGCCCCAUCUGCCCCUGAACACGCCAUAUGCGUCAGGGAACCUUGCUCUUCCUCUCCCAGGAGCAGAACUUUGCCUGUGUUCAGACCAUGCAGUCAUCCAUGGCUUGUCCGCCACAGAACCCACGAAGAUACCCUGUGGUUUGUGAACUGUGAGUUGUUAGCUGGGUUCACACAAUGCGACUACCCAUAUUCAACAACAACUCAUACUCAGCCCUUGAGCACGGGUGAUGUGGUGUAAACCCACUUUUGGCGCCUUCAUACACUCAUGCAACCAGAAUGCAAAAUAUUCCAAUUCUUGUUGCUGGCAACUUAAAUCGUUGAGGGCAUCUGCCUUGGAGAAGAUUGGUUCGAGCAGCGGUAAAGGAUGCUGGUGGAAAGUUUCAGGUUUUCUGACUGCACCAGUGCCCUUCUCCCUUCCAGAACACUACUCUUAAACUUGCUUAUAUUUAUUUUGAUUUUCUGCAAGCUCCAACACAGUUGCUUGUGCAUUCUUAAUGGAAUGUGUAAAUUUUUCUUUAAGUCACAACCCUAUGAGCACCUAGGCAGGAAAAAGGCCUGCGACUUUUCUGUCCGCACGCACCAAUGUUGCGCCUCGGAGCUGUGCCAACAGAAUGUAUUGUGAACUGAGCACGGUCACUUUCAUGCCUUAACUUUCUUGAAAACUUCUGUGAAAAGAAGUGGCCAAAGGCUCAUGAAGUUUCCUGCAGGAGCUCAGAGGGAGUUGAUGACUGAAGCUGUCGCUUGCUUUGGUAACUCCAAACCUAGCACCCUGCAGAUGUGCUGGACUGGGGAUGCUGGGAGUGGUAGGCCUGCUUAUUUAUGUAUUGCAUCUCCAUGCUCCCCAGCAAUUGACGCUCUCUGGGCAGUUCGCAGCAGGGCCAGGGAAGCUGCACUAGGGACCAUUUGGAGGAGAACAGCAUCCUCCACGGUUUUUCUUGGGAGCCUUUGAAUAGCGUUUGUGAUAAGUCAGCUUUACGAUUUGGCAGUUGGGGCCAAACUGGGCUUGAGGCACCACUAAGAGUGGAGAACCAGGAAAUAGGAAGUCAUCCCUCACGGGGCCAGGAUGUUCUGCGGAGCAUCAUUGGAAACAGCAGUGCUUGGGAACGCCUGUUCUUCCUCUCGGCGAGGCUGACCACCUUGUUAACGAAGGCCAAGGGCCGGUGUUGUGUUUAGGGCAUGCAAAAUGUCUCUGAACGGCGGGACUCUUGCUAAGUGGCCCAGCCAGCCAUACCUUCCUACUCCGUUCCAACCUCCUUUUUGGAAUGCAUAAUAUAUCUAAGAAGCUUCAUCGUUUUCUGCAGAUGUCAUGAGAUGACUCUGUAAAUGUCCAUCAGUAGCCUCCCCAUAAAGAAGUUUGCAGCUCAACUCUUGGGUUGGGGGGGGGGGAGUCUGCUGGGGUCCCAAAAUCAGCAAUACGCCCAAAGAGUGUCAUUUAGCACGCUGGGUGGGGGGUGGUUUUUGGGGUGGAACCCAGGACAGGCGGCGGGUGCAACCCACGUUUCAUUGGGCACCUCCGUAUUCUCAACGGGAGCGUGGCGUUCCUGUGCUUUUGAUUGCUUCAGCAGUUUACUCCAAAGCAUCCCAGCGUUGCUUUCCUGUCCCUCCUGUCUUUUAAGUUUGGCAGCAGUUAAGUGCUGCUUCCCUUCAUCCCUCAAAAUGGGAGAAACGACUCCCAUUCUCCCAUUCCUUGUUCCCAGUCCUUGUGCAGGGGACUCUCAGAAUAUAAUCUGACUCCUUAUAAAUCUAUAUUGACUUUUAAUAUAGUUUUUUUUUGUUUUGAGAGUUUUUAACGUAAGAAAAAUAUAGACCUAAUUGUAGGAAGGUGUAUUUUUUGUUACACUUGAAAAAAUAUAUUUUGACUAAUUUAAUGAUUAUCCUAGAUUUUAAAGGGGUAAAUAUCUUAAGUGUCUCAGGCCAGAGAGGUUUUAUGAAUACGGUGUCUGCAUUUGUCCAUAGAGCUUCUGUUUCAAGAUUUGUGCAGCUUUGGGUUUUUAUCUCUUCUUCAGUAAAAGCAAGUCAAUUCUGCCUUGUAAGCAUCGCGCAACAAUGUGCCGUGUGUUUGUUUUUUCCCUUCAUUGUUCAUGACUAACUAUUGCUGUUACAUUUUGAAUGUUCUGGUUUUUAUUUGAACAAAGUAUUCUGAAUUACA
Varanus komodoensis (Komodo dragon) is the source of this 8410-nucleotide messenger RNA. It is a transcript of the gene SLC7A5, whose product is annotated as solute carrier family 7 member 5. Gene Ontology annotation, molecular function: neutral L-amino acid transmembrane transporter activity; L-amino acid transmembrane transporter activity. Gene Ontology annotation, cellular component: membrane. The record is from RefSeq and is a predicted model, not a curated record. NCBI's taxonomy places the organism in Eukaryota, Metazoa, Chordata, Lepidosauria, Squamata, Varanidae. Bases 1 to 1485 code for a protein of 494 amino acids. The transcript has 11 exons. Gene Ontology annotation, biological process: neutral amino acid transport; amino acid transmembrane transport.